Molecule: messenger RNA, 4320 nt
Organism: Rotaria sordida
Lineage: Eukaryota; Metazoa; Rotifera; Eurotatoria; Philodinida; Philodinidae
Source: the annotation of a GenBank genome assembly
AUGACUGUACGUGUUAUUAAAGCUUCCCAAGAGAUGGUACCUAAACGUAGAAGUGUUCCAGAAAUUUGUGAAGCUUGGUAUAAACAGAUCCGUGAAUUUGAAUCGAAAAUUAAUUCUAAGAUGUCGAAUGAAAUUCUCAGGGAAGAGUAUAAAAAAAUCGAACAUUAUGUCCAUACAUUACCAUGUGGAUGUGCUGAAGAAACAAAAGAUGAAAAUUUUGGUACUGCAACUAUAGUUCAUCCGAGUUUAUACGAAUUAUUAAAUUCUUUUCAACCAACUGUUAAAAUGAAUCCAUUAGAUCUUAAACGAUAUAAAAAAAUUCUUCAUAAUAUUCAAGCAAUUAAAACUUUGGUUUCAAAAUCAGUUAAUUUUGAUGAGUUAAAACCAUAUGAAAUCGUUAAAGAUUUAAAUAAAGUAGCUCGUGCAUUUCAACAAAUGGCUACUGAUCCACAACCAUCUUUACCUGAUAUAUUUUUAUGGAUGAUAUAUGACUUAAAACGAGUAGCUUAUGCACGUUUUCAACCUGAAGAUCUUCUUUUUAAUUUUUGUAAAGGUGAAAAAGGUUUAUAUAAUGGUCAUGUACGAACUGUUUUUCUCAAAACACCACGUUCAACAGAUAAACCAUUAAAUGCAUCAACCAAUGCAAAAGUACAAAUCUAUCUUUGGCUUGGAAUUGAAGAAUAUGAACCAUUGAUAUUUAAACGAUUACCUGCUGGUUUUGAUAUGCCAUCAUUACCAUUAAGCCCUCUAGUGAAAUCCAUAAGAUAUAAUGGUCGAGCUUAUUACGAAUUACGAUGUCAUUGUUAUAAAGCAAGAACAUUAAUUGCUGCGGAUGAAACAGGUUUAUCCGAUCCUUAUUUAAGUAUUACGGUUGGUAAUGAGACACAAACAACACCAGUUAUCCUAGAAUCGUUAUGUCCACAAUGGCAUAUAACAUUAGUUUUUCGAAAUUUGAUACAUGUUGGAACUCGAGAAACAGCUGAGGAAAUUAUUGGAAAUGUUGUCGUCGAAUGUUAUGAUUAUGAUGAAAAUGGUGAUCCAGAUUUAAUUGGACGUUUCUACACAACAGCUAAACUUGAUUUAUUUAACAUAAAUAAUCCAAUGCCAAAGUCCUUAUUUAAAUGGUAUGCAUUUAAACUUGGCGAAAAACAAGCUGGAGAACUUUUAGCUGUAUUUGAACUUGUUGAAGUUAAUCCAGAAACACGAGAAGCUGAAACAACAUUUGAACUGGAAGAGAUUCCAAUAACAACAGAUAAUUAUCCACCAACAAGGUAUAUUACUAAAAUUGUGAAAAAUGAAAUUUAUGCAAUUCCAUUAUUACUGAUACCUGCUUUUAAAACUUAUCAAAUUGAGAUUAUGUUUUGGGGUUUACGUGAAUGUCGUACAAUUAAUCUUCAACCUAUUCAACAAGCUGAAGUAACAAUUGAAUGUGCUGGUGCACGUAUAACAAGAACAAUAAAAAAUGUACAAAAAAAUCCAAAUUUCGAAUCAUCACCUACUGAAGCAGACAAAUAUACACUUCGUGUUAAUUUACCAGAUGACGAUAAUUUUUGGCCACAUUUAAGUAUACUUUGUGUGCAGCAUCGUCUUUUUGGAAUGAAAGAAAUUAUUGGCAAUCUAGUUGUAACUAAUCUACAAAAAUAUCUUGAGAAACCUACUCAUCUUUCAACAUCAAGUGGUCAAGCUAUAGCUGAUGCUGUGAAUGAAUUAUCAAAAAGAAUUCCAUUCAACUUUAAUCGCGUUCGAAAAUCGGUUAUUGAUGCAUAUGAAGCUGCUCUAACAGCACAGGGCGAUAGUUUAGCAAGAACAAAAUUAGUUGAGUUUGACAGCAAUGCAGAUCGUGGUAGACACGAUAGUGAUAGUCAAGCACCAAUUAUCCAUGCUGACUCAUUGGAACAAGGAAAAACAGAAGGUGAUGAAUCUGGUGGAAAAUUAGAUGCAGAAAAACAUGGGUUAAAAGAAUCUAAUUCGACAGCUGAAUCAUCUAAUGAUAGAACACAUGAAAAUGAACCUUUAACAACAUUAGAAAAAACAAAAAGAAAUGAUAUGGAAAAAGCAGCUGGAUGGUGGCAUAAAUAUUAUGCAUCAAAAGCAAACCUAAAAUUAAUUAAACGAUGCGCUAUAGAUAUGGAUGAAGGUUUACCAGAUAGUUGUGAUGCUUAUGCCGAGUUUUUUGAAGAUGAAGCAGCAUUUGUUUCCAGAAAGCGUUGGAAUUUGUGGAAUCGAGCUAAAAAAAUAUUUCUACAUGUUGGAAAAGCUCAGAAAACAUUACGAACUUUAGCUGCUGAACGAAUGGCACGAUUGGAAAAUUCUGAAAAAUCGAAAUCAGCUUUUGAUGAAAAUUUGGAUUUUAUUGAAACUGAGCGUCUUAAAGAAUUAACAUUAUUACAAACAUUUGAUAUAAUUGAAACAGAAUUAGAAAAUGUUCAUGACUAUGAAGGUUUUAAUGAUUGCCUUGAUUCAUUUCCUAUAUACAAAGGUAAAGGUUCAAGUCGAUCAGAUGAAGUCACUGAUGAAAAACGUAUCUAUACGAAGUUUAAGGGUAAAUUCCGUAUUCAAGAAAUUCCAAUGAACAGAACAAAUAGUAUCCAUCGAAUGUCUAUUAAUCCAGCUCUUUUAUAUCCUGAAAUGAAGCCAUUCUUGCAAUCAAAAAAUGAUUCAAAUAUGUCAACAAAUCAACUAAUGCUUCAACUAGAUUUUAAUAAAAAUCCCAUAACACUAAAAUGUCGAUUGUAUAUAAUAAAAGCUCUAUUAUAUCGUGGUUCGGAUCGAUCAGGCAAAGCAGAUCCAUUUAUAAAAAUUGCAUUAAACAAUGAGACUAUAAUUGAUGAUGUUAAUGGAAAACUUCAAAAUACAUUGGAACCUACUUUUGGCAAAUCAUUUGAAUUUGAUGUUCAAUUACCUAUUCGAUCCUUACUAGGUAUACAAAUAUGGGAUUGGGAUAUGACAAGUUCCAAUGAUAUAAUUGCUGAAACAAAAAUUGAUAUUGAAAAUCGUUGGCUUUCAUGUCAUAGAGCAACUUGUGGUUUAGCAAAACGAUAUGACAGUGCGGGUUAUAAUACUUGGCGCGAUACAAAAAAACCAGCAAUAAUUUUAACUGAAUUAUGCCGAACAACAAAUAUUAAUGUACCAAUUUAUGCGGAAAAUUUUCGUUCAGUAUCAGUCGGUAAUGAAACUUUCGAAUGUGAUCCUGCAUGUGUUGAAUUUAUAACAAAUACAAAAUCGCCCACGGAUACAUUACAUCGAAAAGCUCAUCAUGAAUCACCUGAAGAAUAUAUACGACAAAAUACCGCAUUAGCUGCUCUACAUGCAUGGAGAAGAAAAAUUAAUCCGAAAUGUGCUUUGGUUGCUGAACACAUUGAAUGUCGAUCACUUUUUAAUCCAGAGUUUCCUGAAAUUGAACAAGGAAAAUUAGAAAUGUGGUUAGAUUUUUUUCCAAUGUCACGACCACCUUCAAGUGCUAUGACUGAUAUAACACCACCUAAACCCACUUCUUAUCAAUUACGUGUAACUAUCUGGAAUACAACUGAUGUAGAAUUAAAUGAUGAAAAUUUUCUUACGGGAGAGAAAACUUCAGAUAUUUAUGUUAAAGCAUGGAUUGUAGGAGAAGCCGUCGAUGCACAACAAACAGAUAUUCAUUAUCGAUCAUUAACAGGGGAAGGAAAUUUUAAUUGGCGAUUCGUAUUCGAUUUUAACUAUUUAGAUAUAGAAGAAAAAGUUGUUUUUGAAGCAAAAGAUUCCGUAUUUCAAGUUGGUAAUACAACAAAAAAGAUUCCACCAAGAAUUAUUAUUCGUGUUUACGAUGCAGAUUUUUUUUCAGCUGAUGAUUUUCUUGGUGAAUGUAUUUUUAAUCUGACACAUAUACCAAUUGGUGCUCAAGUAUCAAAAAAAUGUAAAGCUAAUAUUCUGCUUAAUCCAAAACAAAAAGCGAUUAAUUUAUUUGGCAAUAAGCGUAUUGCUGGUUGGUGGCCAAUGAUUGCUCCACUGAAAGAGGGUGAAAUUCGUGAUAAAACUUUGUUAGGAGGAAAACUUGAAGCUGAAUUGUCACUUGUUACUGCUGAAGAAGCAGAAAAAAAUCCAGUUGGAAAAGCACGUGCAGAACCACAACCACUUGAAGAGCCAAAUCGUCCAAAAACAUCAUUUCUUUGGUUUACAUCACCAUGGAAAACAUUUCGUUAUAUUGUAUGGCGUAAUUUCAAAUGGGCAAUUAUUCUUGGAAUCUUUUUAUUUAUUGGUGUUAUUUUUCUUUUACUUGCUGUUUGGACACUACCUGGUGAAAUAGUUAGCCAAGUAGCAACUAAAAUCUUUAAAAAUGGAUAA